This is a messenger RNA of Prunus dulcis (almond), 1272 nucleotides long. Its product is annotated as acyl-CoA--sterol O-acyltransferase 1-like. NCBI's taxonomy places the organism in Eukaryota, Viridiplantae, Streptophyta, Magnoliopsida, Rosales, Rosaceae. The transcript has a single exon. Bases 169 to 1254 code for a protein of 361 amino acids. Gene Ontology annotation, biological process: lipid metabolic process. The record is from RefSeq and is a predicted model, not a curated record.
UAUUCUUCAUGAACAGUUGUCCCUUUUGCUCUCCUCAAUAUUCUCUUGCCGGCCUUCUUCACAAGUCUCUAAUUUCUCCUAAUGAUCCUUUACAGUUGCUAUUUGUUCUAAAUUUUUCCAGCUUAAAGCAAAGAUUAACAACAAAGUUGAAACAAAGUGACGAAGAAAAUGGAGGGUGAGUUUGGAAGCUUCAUUAAGGUAUGGACUUCAUUAUUUGUAUGUAUAUUCUACUGCUAUUCAAUUGGUAAAAUAGUCCCAAAAGGUACAACCAGACUUGUCUGUGCUCUCCCAGUUGUGUGCCUCUUCUUCUACCUUCCUCUCAACUUCUCCUCCAUCCAUCUUGGAGGAGGAACAAGCUUUUUCAUUUCAUGGCUUGGAAGCUUCAAGCUUCUACUUUUUGCCUUUGGCAAAGGCCCUUUAGCUUCCGACCCAUCAAUCUCCACUGGACGUUUCUUGGCCAUUGCUUGCCUUCCAAUUGAGAUCCAAGAAAACCCAUCUCCUUCAACAUCCCAUCUAAAUGGCCAAAACCCAAAAAACCCACCUCAAAAUCCCCAAAUUGAAACCAACCCAUCUCCCAAAAACACCAUACAUAUUGUAAUUAAGGGCUUUCUUUUGGCCAUUCUAAUUGGUGUCCUUAAUUACAGUCAGCAAAUCCACCCAAAGCUCAUCUUAGUCCUUCACUGCUUGUACAUAUACCUUCUUCUAGAAACCCAACUCAUCAUUGUAGCAGCCCUCGCUUGGGGCCUUCUGGGUUUAGAUCUCAAACCCCAUUUCAACGAGCCUUACCUCUCCACCUCUCUGCAAAACUUCUGGGGCAGAAGAUGGAACCUCGUGGUCACCAGUAUCCUACGCCAGUCCGUAUACGAACCCACCCUCAAUUUCUCCACGUGCGUCAUUGGCCGCAGGUGGGCCUCACUACCCGCUGUCUUUGCAAGCUUCCUUGUCUCCGGGCUUAUGCACGAGCUCAUAUACUACUACAUGGGGCGUGUGAGGCCCACCUGGGAGGUCACGUGGUUCUUCGUUUUGCACGGGUUUUGUUUGAUGGUGGAGAUCGUUUUGAAGAAGGCAUUGAAGGGCGGGUGUCGGUUGCCGAGGGUGAUCUCUGUGGUUUUGACCGUUGGAUUUGUGGUAGCUACUUGCUUCUGGCUAUUUUUUCCCCAGUUUCUUCGAUGUAAGGCUGAUGUCAGAAUGCUUCAAGAGUACCGGGCUUUUGUAGUGUUCUUGAAGAAUGCUGUCGGUUUAUUUUUAUAUUAAAAAAAGGAGGAAUCGAAC